Molecule: messenger RNA, 1438 nt
Organism: Drosophila melanogaster (fruit fly)
Lineage: Eukaryota; Metazoa; Arthropoda; Insecta; Diptera; Drosophilidae
Exons: 2
Coding region: 333-1178 (281 amino acids)
Biological process (GO): chromatin remodeling
Cellular component (GO): Ino80 complex
Source: RefSeq, marked reviewed
CAUGGUUUUGCUAUGUAUUCUGUGAAUUGCUUAAAUGCAUUUAGGAAGGGGAAUACAAAAAUAUAUUGUGCACAAUUCAAAUUUUUUUUAGUAUUAUUAUUAUAAUUAUUAUUAUUAUAAUUAUAAUCAUUAUAAGUUUAAAAUCAUUAUACUAUGUGGCCAGAGAGAUUGCACGAUUUUCCCAGCCGUUUAAUAAGGAUGUCAUUUGUGGAAUUAGGCUAUAAGCAUCGUAGUGGAUGUAUGACCAAUGCAAUUUUUGGACAUUUGAAAAAAUUAAGCAUAACAAACAAAAAUAUUGGCCGCUGCUACAGGACGAGUGUAUUUCAAUUGAAAUGGUGAAAGAAGGUUCUAAGGAUGCAGAGUACUUAUCUGCUGAGUCUAUUUCAAAUUCGUUGAGACCUAAAGAACUUCAUUACACUACAGAUGCGCUUGCAUCUAAUUCAAAUAUUCAUGAACAUCCUCUUAGACGCACGAGAAAUAUUAGCACAAAAAAAUUGGCACAUGAUGACAGUUUGCCUCACACGGGUGCUAAAAAAGGUAAAAGACGACGCAACAGUGAUACGUCCAGUGAAGAGGAUCGGUGGCUUACCGCCAUAGAAACCGGGAAACUAGACGUUGUUGAUGAGGAACUUAAAAAGAUAAAGGACCCCAAACUUAUGACAGCACGUCAACGUGCUAUUUAUGAACGGACACAGGACUCCGAAAUAAAUGGAUUUAUAGAAGAGCUAAUUGCUCUUCCAAGUGGUUAUAAAGAAAAGGAAAAGCCGCAGACUGCGGAGGAAAUUCAUAAAGCUCUUCUGAAAUCUCAAAAACGAAAACAACAAGCUGACGAACGCAGAGAAAAAGAUAAAUUAAAGACAAUGGAGCGGUUGUUAAAAAAACAGGCAACCAACAGGGAUCGGAUUUCAAUUCGCAAUAAGUCUUUACAACAGCCCUCUUAUCCAAAAAUAACCUAUAUAAGUGCUGUAACUGGCAACUAUGUAAUAGUUCCCCCAGGUUACGAAUAUCCUUUAAAAGUUCAACUCCCUCGUACACCUCCUCCUUCACAGGUGUGCUUUGUAAGCGGUUGUGAAAAUCGCAAGACAUAUAAUUGUUCAACAACAAAUGUUCCAUUAUGUAGUCUUACAUGUUAUCGUAAGAAUAUCAACAAAAUAAGAAAAACGUCUACAAAUACGUAGAUUUAAUUUUAAUAUUGAUUGACAAAAAAAUUGUUUAUUAUUUCAUGUUGCUCCGUUUCAAUUCGCUGUAAAAACUGCAAUUCGCCUUUUAAGCGUUCAAGUUCUACUGUUUGCUCAAAUAUCUCAUAUUGAUAGACUUGCUGCUUGUUCUGGCGCUGAAUAAAUGCCGUUUUUAAUUGAUUUUGAGUACCAAUAGCGCGUAGUUUUUCCUUAUCGACAUCUUUGGCAAACGUUUCAGAAAUAUUACAAUAAUUAAACAC